This is a messenger RNA of Nothobranchius furzeri (turquoise killifish), 6892 nucleotides long. Its product is annotated as glutamate receptor ionotropic, NMDA 2C. The record is from RefSeq and is a predicted model, not a curated record. Gene Ontology annotation, molecular function: NMDA glutamate receptor activity. NCBI's taxonomy places the organism in Eukaryota, Metazoa, Chordata, Actinopteri, Cyprinodontiformes, Nothobranchiidae. Gene Ontology annotation, cellular component: NMDA selective glutamate receptor complex; plasma membrane. Gene Ontology annotation, biological process: long-term synaptic potentiation; excitatory postsynaptic potential; monoatomic ion transport.
GCAGGCUAAAUCCUCAUACCAUUAUUACCCGAGCGCACUUGCAGCCCCUCCUGUGAUGGAGUGAGAGGGGGGAGAGAGAGGGAGAGAGAUGGAGUUACAGAGCGAAUGGAAAGCAGGAUUACUGGUGUGACAGCACAGGCAGAUGAGUGGCAGUGCAGCAGUGAGGGAAAAACUCUGGAGGAAAAAAACCAAAAAAAAAAAAACCAAACAAAUCAGUGCAACAGGAUGAGGACCUGCUAGUGCACAGCCGCCCGACCUCACAGAGCUGCCAUCUGUCCCGUUAUUUUCUCUGUGGUCCUGACGCUUCCAGCAUCCAACAACAUCUGGAUCACCUCACAUCCAUAUGGAAAGGAGGACAAGACAGGGGACAACCAACCCAAAUCUUCUCUCCCUCCCUCAUUUGUUUGGGUAACUGAGGACCUGAGUAGCAUUGUCACUAAGGAGGACCCUCACAGAGGACUCUUAUCUGGACCAAAGGAGGGAAACUUUCGGCAAACAUGAUUUGGACCUUUUUGGGUCUAUAUGGAAGGUUUUAUAAGUUUCCAUAGAUCUAUGAGUAAAGAAAAACAGGUAGGAGGUGGAUUGGGAGAAUGGAGAAGAGGGGAGCAUCACUGUCACCACUGAUGAAAUGUUCCUGAUGUUUCUUCCUGUUUCACUGAGGAAACAUUUUAUCACUCUCCCUCCCUCUUCAAUUUCCCUUCUCUCUUCCGAGCAGCAGGGAGCCUGAAGGAUACAGACGGAGGACCAAAAACAGCUGGCUGCCACACACAGACCGCCUGCUGACCAGGACUCCCACACCUCUUGUCUUCUCUCAACCCCCCAUCACUUCCCCUUCCUGUCCCAUUUUGAUGCCCCGUGCUCACCUCCGCGACCACUUGUGAAUGUGAUGCAUGCAGAAAAAGAGACAGGGAGCGGAGCAGCCAGACAGAGAGGUCUUUGGAAAAAGAGGGAGCUAACAUACAUUUGCUGUCACUCUGAGAAGUCCUCCAGGGGAGUGAGCCGAUAUCAAAAGCUUCCACACAUACACAGAGACACUGAUAAACACUCUCGCACGGAGAAUCUGUGUAAAUGUGGACUCCUACAGGUGCUGGGAGGGGAGAGAGGCAGGUGAAAACCGGGUAAAAUCAAAAAGAAAUUCGAGGAUCACGAUGGAGCAGCAGGAGUUUGAGCUGGAUGACAGCAGAAAGCUCAGGCAGUAGGCUGCCAACAUGGUCACUCACAGGGGAAAUACUCCUCCUCCUCCUUGGCCUCCAAUUUUCCUCCUGCUCCUCAUCUCCUCACCGCUACAGGCUCGGCCGCUUCUCAUUCACUCGUCCCUUAACGUGGCGGUGGUGUUCAGCGGCUCUGGCUUCCAGAAUGAGGUCAGAGGUCGCCUCAGUGGGGAGAACUUUGUGGACCUGCCUGUGAUGGUGAGCCCCGUGACCGUACUGGUCAAUGACACCAACCCUCGCGACCUGCUGACCCACCUCUGUGAUACCAUGGCAACAGAGAAGCUGCACGGAGUGGUGUUUGAGGAUGAUGUGGGCUCUGGUGCCGGCGAUCAGGUGGCAGAAGUGGCACAAAUUCUGGACUUCCUCUCCACUCAGACUGCUCUGCCGAUUGUUGGCAUUAGCGGCGGCUCUGCGGUUGUUAUUCCAUACAAGGCGGAGGGAUCCUCCUUCUUGCAGAUGGGAGCUUCUCUAGAGCAGCAGGUCAUCUGCAUGUUUAAGAUCUUGGAGGAGUACGACUGGGGCGAGUUUGCAGUGAUCACCAGCUUGAUGCCAGGCUACGACACCUUUGUGGACAUAGUUCAGUCUUACACAGACACUUCCUACUUCCUGUGGAACCUACAGGAUAUCAUGACUCUAGAAAUGUCUGUUGGAGCCAAUGACUUGAAGACUAAACGCAUGCUGCAGCAGUUGGACUCCCAGGUCUUACUGGCGUACUGCUCCCAUGAAGAAGCACAGUACUUGUUUGGUCUCGCAGGUCAGGUGGGUCUGCUGGGGCCUGGCUACAUCUGGAUCCUCCCCAGUCUGGCCUUGGGCAACCCCAACAGCCCCCCACCUGCCUCCUUCCCUGUAGGUGUGAUUGGAGUGAUUACGGAUCAGUGGAGGAAAAGUUUGCGGCAGCGAGUGAGGGAGGGGGUCGCCAUUGUUGCCAAAGGGGCAGAAAGCUUCAAGAAAGCUUAUGGUUUCAUUCCUGAAGGACAUGGUGACUGCAACAAGGCAGCAAAACAGUCAGACAACAACACUCUGUUCAGGCACAUGUUAAAUGUAACGUGGGAAAGGAAAGAUCUGUCAUUCAACAACCAAGGCUUCCUAUCCAACCCCUCCAUGGUCAUCAUCGCUUUGGACCGGGAACGACAGUGGGACAAGGUGGGUACGUUCGCUCGCGGCAUCCUUCAGGUUCGCUACCCCAUCUGGCCACGAUAUGGCAGCUUCCUAGAGCAUGUGUCUGAUGAUCGUCAUCUGACUGUGGCCACCCUGGAGGAGCAUCCCUUCGUCAUGGUAGAGAACGUGGACCCGGGAACCGGCACGUGUGUCCGCAACACUGUUCCCUGCAGGCGUCAGUCCAAUCAUUCUGACAGUCCCUUUGGCUACUCGGACUCCUUCACCAAAUUAUGCUGCAAGGGUUUCUGCAUAGACAUCCUCAAGAAGCUCUCUAAAACCAUCAAGUUCUCCUUUGACCUUUACCUGGUCACCAACGGGAAACACGGCAAGUUGGUGCACGGGAUUUGGAACGGGAUGAUCGGGGAGGUUGUGUACAGGCGUGCCGACAUGGCCAUUGGCUCUCUCACCAUCAACGAGGAGCGCUCAGAAAUCAUUGACUUCUCUGUGCCAUUUGUCGAGACGGGCAUCAGUGUCAUGGUGGCACGUAGCAACGGAACAGUCUCCCCAUCUGCCUUUCUCGAGCCUUACAGUCCUGCUGUUUGGGUCAUGAUGUUCGUGAUGUGCCUGACUGUGGUAGCAGUGACGGUGUUUGUGUUUGAGUACUUCAGCCCAGUUGGAUACAACCGCAGCCUGGUCAGCGCCAAAGCUCCUGGUGGUCCGACAUUCACGAUAGGGAAAUCAGUGUGGCUGCUGUGGGGCAUCGUCUUCAACAACUCUGUCCCAAUUGAAAACCCCAAAGGAACCACUAGUAAGAUCAUGGUACUGGUCUGGGCCUUCUUUGCUGUCAUCUUCCUGGCUUCUUACACUGCCAACCUGGCUGCUUUCAUGAUCCAGGAACAAUACAUCGACACAGUCUCCGGCCUUUCCGACAAAAAGUUCCAGAAACCACAGGAGCAUUACCCUCCUUUUCGCUUCGGGACAGUCCCAAAUGGGAGCACGGAGAGGAACAUCCGCAGCAACUAUCCUGACAUGCACACACACAUGAUGAAAUACAAUCAGAAGGGGGUGGAAGAAGCCUUGGAGAGUCUGAAAAAUGGGAAGCUGGAUGCCUUCAUCUAUGAUGCUGCUGUCUUGAACUACAUGGCCGGGAAGGAUGAAGGGUGCAAACUGGUGACAAUUGGCAGUGGGAAGGUGUUUGCCACCACCGGGUAUGGGAUUGCUCUGGAGAAAGACUCCCGCUGGAAACGACCUAUUGACCUGGCAUUGCUUCAGUUUCUGGGCGACGGAGACACAGAACGUCUUGAGACCGUCUGGUUGUCUGGCAUCUGCCAAAAUGAGAAAAAUGAAGUGAUGAGCAGUAAGUUGGACAUUGACAACAUGGCGGGCGUCUUCUACAUGCUUCUUGUGGCCAUGGGGCUCAGCAUGCUGGUGUUUGCCUGGGAACACCUGCUCUACUGGAAACUACGACACUCUCUCCACAAGUCCCACAAACUUGACUUCCUGUUGGCCAUCAGCAGGGGAAUUUACAGUUGUUUCAAAGGAGUAGAAGAUCCUGGACGAUCAUCUGGCUUGGUUAAACCUGACCUGACCUCCAAUUAUGCCCAAGCAAAUAUGCUUAAGAUGCUUCGCACUGCCAAAGACCUGGUCUCCACUGCCAAUGUUGAAAGCUCCUUGGACAACGCUACAAAGACCAUAGAGCAGUUAAGUCGCCAUGGUGGGACCUUGCCUGUUCGUGUUCCUCAGGUUGCCACUGAGGCUGUUCCAGGAGGCUUUGCCUAUGUUGCAGAAAACCACUGCACUCUACCGCAGCGCUCCCUUUCCCCACCUCUAAGUGGUGUUACCUCUCUAAAACAACAGAGGGGUGUAACCAGGCCAACACCACUGCGCUACACACUUCCAACUCGCUCUUCGUCUUGUCUGUAUGACAGACCACUUCCUGUGUCUAGCCUGAGCACCCCUCACCUAGCUGUAGGUGAGCCACUUCCUCACCAGCACCCACACCAUUACCAGACCACUGGGAGAAUCUAUGUAGACUCCCAUUCUCACUCCCCUUUCAUCCCUUACUCUGAUCUCCAGCUGCCUGACUUAUACACAUCCCACCCGGUCUCAUCCCAAAACCAGCAUGUCCAAGUGGGGAUUUCUCAACUCAAAAGGAGGUCCAGGAGUUUUCAGGGUGACAGUGGUGAUGUGGACAGGAGAAAACAUGGGGAGCAGGGAAAGAGUGACAAAGCCUCUUUUGGUUUCAGUGAGCUCAAAGCCAAUCACCUCCAGGACAUCCAUGUCUCUUCCCCAAGUAUUGACAAUAUUUAUUUAGGAGAAGGACUGUGUCCUCGGGUAGAGAACUACGGCUCCUGGCCUCCAGAGGACCUUGUGCUUAGAGGGCGACGCAGACACCGCCGGCCCUCUUUUCUUAAAGCAACUUGGGGUAGUGAGCAAAUUCGUCAGCUUGAUGAAUCACAAUCUUCUCUGUCCAGCCAGUCACCUUCAACCUUGCCAGAUCUGUUUCCAUGUGUUGCUACUCCAACCACAUCCACCAAGGCCUACAAUCCUGCUCACAUUCGAAACAACCUGUGCCUCCCAAGGAACCAGACCUACCUCCAUAUUAGGGAGGACCAGAAGAGGCCUAAUGGGCGUAAGGGCCAAAGACUGCGCUACUCUCACUCCACCCACCUCCCAACAUAUGGAGAAGCAGUACGACAUGGACCUGGGUUAGGCCGGGGGAUGGUGCGAAGAGCCACCAGCCUGCUGAGUCGACAGUAUGCACACUACCUGAACUCAUACCCGGGACUGCCCCUCUACCACGGCCCGCUGGAUCUCCAGCACCACAGCCAGGCUGCCAGUCCAGUGUGCCAGCUGUUGGCCUGUGGUGGUGGACAAUGUGGAGGCCAGCGGGCCUUGUUAUACCAGGACAGUGUUUAUGGGGCUUAUGGGAUCUAUCAGGGAUCUCAGACUGGAUUAGAAGCUACAGUAGGGCAGGGAGCAGGAAGCCAUCCAGGGGGAAGUCCAUGUGUACUUCGGCCCUGGCGACGCGUUUCCAGUCUGGAAUCUGAAGUCUAACUUGAAACCAUCCGGAAAUUGUGGGAAUACAUAAAACAAGACUUUUAAACGUUACCACUGUGGAAGCUUUUUUGUCAGAACUGAAGUAAGUGUUGAUUUUCAUUGUGACUUUGUGUGGUGAAGAAUAGAUAUUUGGGUAAGACGAUACAACACCACUCCACCAGUCUAUCCUUGCCACAGGAAAGCUUGAGUUGGCUGGUUUAACUCAGUUGCUGCUUUCCCAUUAGCAAUAUUUGGGUUUUUCUGCACUUUUAUGUGAACCAUGAUUUACAAGAGUCAAUUUGAUUGGCUCAUAGUUAAAUUAUAAUUAGAGUUCUCAUGCUGUGUGUGUUGUAUAUUUUGUACUGUGGAUGAUUGGAAUUCAGUCUUGGGUAUUGUCUAGUAUAUUAACUGUUUACAGGUGGAACAAAUGAAUAGAUAAAAGGCUUUUCUCUAAAAACAAUCACCAACAAGCAAAACUGUAGCAGAAUAUCUGAAGGCAGCUGUGAUGGGGAUGUGGAGAGUUUAUUUCUAGCACAAGGCAAUCAAUGCUCCUUAUUGAAGAGCACCAGUUUUCUGAAAGCAAAAAAUAAAAAUAAAAAAUCAAUUUUGGGCAUCUGUUAAUGAAUUCAGAUGGAUUCUUGAGAUCAAAUCUGAAUCAAAAACUCUCACAGUUCUGUGUAAUGUUGAGUCUGAGACAGCAGCGACUUUGUGAAAGCAGUCCUUAUGAACACAAUCUGCUAAAUGAUUGCUGGAUGGUAACCACAUUGACCAGCAGGAGGUGUCUUAAAGGGAUAGAUUUUGUAGAGUUAUCAGUGAUUACCAACUUAUCCACAGUAGAGAGCAAUCAGAACACAUUGUAGAAUGACGGAGAAGGAGAAUGGGGCCUUUUCUAGAAAAUAUGUAAUAUUUCACAAACAGUUUUAAGUUAUCUCAAAACUGCUGUAGAAAUAGCUGCUGCCUAGACAGUUGUUAGCUGAACUUCUCCAGGCAGAAUUCUCCCUUAUUCUACAAAAUAAGUUAAUCCUGACUGAUGUCUAUGGUACAAAAAUCCCAGACAGAUACUACUACCCCUUUAAAACCACUGACGUUUCAUCUUUAUUGUGUCUCAAUGUGAAGCUACAACAACACACAGGCCUCUCAAUAAAUAAAUUAUGUAUUGUAAGUACAAUAACGAUAUAGAUGAAUGUGUUAUUUAAGGCUGGUUAAUGUUAUAGUUAUGUAUUCUACAUAUAUUAGGACUUUAUAAUCACUCUUUUUCUAAAUUCAACCCUGGCUGAUUCUGGGUUUUUGUCUUUUGUUUUCUUAUUUAAACUGUUGAUAAUUUAUUGGAGCAUUUGCUACUGUAUCAUCAGUUUGCAGAUGCACACUAUCAUUUCCAUUUUCCACUUUUUAUAUUGCCUUGUCAUCCCUCUUUUUACCAUCCUCAAACUCUUCAAUUAUCCACUUAAAAGGAGAUAAGUGAAACUAUUCUAGUAUCUAUAUUACCAGGCUCCUUCACCCUGUAAUUAAUCACUAAGACCAAUUAAAGAGCCUUUUUGGAUGAA